This is a messenger RNA of Anopheles cruzii, 1338 nucleotides long. Its product is annotated as growth hormone-inducible transmembrane protein-like. The transcript has 4 exons. The record is from RefSeq and is a predicted model, not a curated record. Gene Ontology annotation, cellular component: mitochondrial inner membrane. NCBI's taxonomy places the organism in Eukaryota, Metazoa, Arthropoda, Insecta, Diptera, Culicidae. The coding region runs from base 135 to 1151 and encodes 338 amino acids.
UCACUACCGAACGAGAGAAAGAACGCAAUUCCGCAUCGGUGGGGAAAUUAUCUGUACUCAACAACUUUCCUUCGGUGCUCGCCUUGACCGAAAAUUCUGUUUUAGAGGAGUUCGCAGCACGAAACGCAGCCAUCAUGUUGUCCCGUCUGGCGUGUCACCGACAGCUGGUUUCACCAACGUUGUUGAAAUCUACCCUGCAGACGGUUGUUCCGAAGCGUCAACCGGUGUUCCGUCAGUACGCACGAGAUGUGAAGGGGGGAGGUAGCGCUAGCAACUGGACAGCGCGUGCCGAACGGACGACACUACGCGAGCGAGCCAUGGCACCGCCCGGUCCCAAUGCUUAUGCCAUCGGAAAGGGUGCGGUGGCCGGUGGGGCUGCGCUCGGCCUUGGCGCACUAUGCUUCUACGGGCUCGGGCUCGGCAGUGGAACUAGCACGCUCGAGAACUCGCACCUCUGGCCGGAGUUUGUGAAGCAGCGUAUUCAGGACACUUACCUAUACUUUGGCGGAUCGAUAGCCAUUUCGGCGGCCAGCGCCAUGGCGGUGUUCCGAUCACCUCGCAUGCUAAGCCUUGUGUCGAGAAACGGAUGGAUGUCAAUUCUCGGAACAUUCGCACUGAUGAUCGGAUCCGGAAUGGUGGCACAAUCGAUUCCGUACAGCCCAGGGAUCGGCACGAAGCAAGUGGCAUGGGCCGUCCAUUCGGCUAUCCUCGGUGCGGUUAUCGCUCCCAUGUGCUUUGUCGGUGGGGCCAUCCUUACCCGGGCCGCCUGGUACACCGCGGGAAUAGUCGGCGGACUUUCGACGGUGGCCGUCUGUGCGCCGAGUGACAAGUUUCUUGCCAUGGGUGGCCCACUGGCCAUUGGAUUGGGGGUAGUGUUUGCGUCGUCCCUAGCCUCCAUAUGGCUACCCCCGACGACGGCCUUGGGUGCCGGCAUUGCGUCACUUUCGCUGUAUGGUGGUCUCCUGCUGUUCAGUGGCUUUCUGCUUUACGACACGCAAAAGAUUGUUAAACGGGCGGAAAUGCAUCCCCUCUAUGCUUCCCGUCCUUUCGAUCCAGUGAAUUCUGCAAUUUCAAUCUACAUGGACACCCUGAAUAUUUUCAUCCGGAUCGUCACGAUUUUGGCUGGGGGAGGUGGUAAUCGGCGCAAGUAAAGGACAAGAACUAUAAAUAUCUUCUAUUAUAAAGUAUUUAAGCUAGCGUAGUUACGGGUUUACUAUCUUACAGAGAUCAAUAGCAAGUCCGAUCGAUCGAAACGAAACUCCUGAAUUAUGAAUAAUUAAUCCAUUAUUGCGUAUGAACAUUAGCAGAAGAGUGUGAAUAAAUUAAUGUAUUGUUGUA